This is a messenger RNA of Penicillium angulare, 240 nucleotides long. RefSeq names its product Amino acid/polyamine transporter I. The record is from RefSeq and is a predicted model, not a curated record. The transcript has a single exon. Lineage: Eukaryota; Fungi; Ascomycota; Eurotiomycetes; Eurotiales; Aspergillaceae. The coding region runs from base 1 to 240 and encodes 79 amino acids.
AUGUCUUCAUAUCCCGAUCCCGAUUUACAAGAGAAAGACAAAGUGGCUUCUCCGGAGAAACCCAUCAGCGAUGAGGAGCAGCUGGCUGCCCUUGGUCAUGUACAAGAGCUCCGUCGUGAAUUCUCAUUAUGGUCUAUCGUGUGUCUUCAGAUCUCGCUGAUGGCAACAUGGGAGGCCCUUUCCUCUGUCGUUGCAACAGCUUUAACGAACGGCGGCGCUCCUUGCCUAUUUUAUAAUUAG